This is a messenger RNA of Pecten maximus, 984 nucleotides long. RefSeq names its product apolipoprotein D-like. The coding region runs from base 182 to 739 and encodes 185 amino acids. NCBI's taxonomy places the organism in Eukaryota, Metazoa, Mollusca, Bivalvia, Pectinida, Pectinidae. Gene Ontology annotation, molecular function: pigment binding. The record is from RefSeq and is a predicted model, not a curated record. The transcript has 4 exons.
CAUGGACGCUUGUUGACAGGUCUCGGUUGAAAAUGUUUCAUAAGCAACUUAUAUAAUCUAAAUUUCGAAAACACGCGUGAAAACAUGUGAGCACAUCCUGGCCAGUGCCUAUAAAAGGUGGACAAUAAUUUGUAUAAACUGUGCAGACUUUUCUAGGGCUUGACACAACACUAAAUCGACAAUGCUCAGACAAGCUUUACUUUUUGCCGUGGCCGUGGCCCUUUCUUCGGCGCAAUCUUUCAGCUUUGGUGGAUGCCCCUCCGUGACCACCCAGCAAAGCUUUGAUCUCAACCAGUACCUUGGGAUAUGGUAUGAGUUGUACCGAUUCCCUACCAGCUACGAGUCCGGUCAAAAGUGCAUCACUGCUAACUACACCCUACAGGCCAACAACCACGUAUACGUACACAAUGAGGGAUUCGAACCAAAGACAGGCAAACCUUCAAUAGCCAUCGGUGAUGCGUAUCAGAAUGAUGUCCAGAACUCCCCCUCCAAACUGAAGAUCAGAUUCGCAGCCCAUACACCUUACGGAAACUACUGGGUUCUGAAGACAGACUACACCUCAUACACACUGAUAUACUCCUGUAUCGAUAUUGUCGGAAUCAGUCAUCUGGAACAGGCGUGGAUCAUGUCACGUGAAAGAUCUCUUCCACAAGAUAAGAUUGACGAGUUAAUGGCCGUCUACAAAAGUUUCAACAUUGAUACAAACCACUUCGUGAAAGCUGACCAAGAUAACUGCUAACCGCAACUUGAAUAUUCUACUUUCAUUUUCCAUUGUGAUAUCGUUAAACGUUUCAACAUACAUGCAAACCAUUUCAAAAUUUCAAAGCAUUUUUGUGAUAUAUAAUGAAAUAUUGGCGAUUGAGCCGUUUAAAGUGUUCAUCAUAACUGUACAUUUGUUAUGUUGUUUAAAUAUUCUGUAAAUACCUAAAUGCUGUGCUUAUAUGAUUAUGUUUUCUUUAAUAAAAAUGUGAUAUAAAAAUAAAA